AUGCCCUACCUUACCGCCGCUGCGUCUGCGGGCAAAAAGAGGAAAAGAGACGUCGAGGACCGCCAUGCCAAUCAGCGCGCAAAGACCAAGAGCAGAUCAAAACCUACAGCCGCUGAAGAGGAGGAUCCCCAGGCGCAGAUAUUGCUCCUAGAGAACCAGAUUUUGGAGUCGCGACGCCACUACAACAAUAUCGCUACUCUUCUAUCAACUGCGCGGCAAACGAAUGGUGACAGCGAGAUCACUCAAACUGCACUCAUAGCACUAUGCCGCGUCUUCAGCCGGUUGAUGGCCGCUGGGAGUAUGGUGAAGCGCAGGACAACACCGGAGACUGAGGUUGUCAUAACUCAGUGGCUGAGAGGGAGAUAUCAAGAAUACACACAGCUGUUGCUAGACUCUUUGCGCGGCGUGGAUGCCGUAGAGCAGAGCACGGUUUUGACGCUGCUCAUGCGCCUGGUCAAGGAGGAAUCGAUACACCUGCACAAUCAAGGCGACAACGCUUGGAAAAACGGGCUGUUUGCAAGGGUGAUUGGGGCUCUGCUCGAACUGUCCGAGUCUGCUGAUCUGGUCAACGGAUUCCUGGAGGAGUAUGUGGAGGAAUACGAUGAUGUUAGGUUCUACAUGUUUCAGGUGUUACCGUCGCUGUUACGAGCCGACAGAACACCAGACGCGCAAGAACGAGCGACAGUCAAUGCACUGGCUCUGCUCUCCGGUAUCGAAAACGUACCUGAGAGCAAAGACGACCUUGAUAGCUACUUUGGCGAGGCACCUGACCGUGAGAAGCACUCUCUGAAGUCUCUCCAGUCGCACAAACGGCAAGCUCAAGAUGCUUGGUUAGCUUUACUACGCUCAGGGUUGAGUAAGGAGCAACGUAAAGCUGUGCUGGGUAUCAUGACCCAUCGCGUUGUGCCGUGGUUCGUCAAAGUGGAACUCCUCAUGGAUUUCCUGACGGACUCGUACAACGUUGGCGGUGCGACGUCGCUUCUGGCACUAUCCGGCUUGUUCUAUCUAAUUCAGGAGAAGAACCUGGAUUACCCCUCGUUUUACCCGAAACUGUACUCGUUACUUGACGCUGGAAUACUACACUCCAAACAUCGGUCGCGCUUCUUUCGCCUGCUAGACACAUUUAUGUCUUCGACACAUCUACCCGCUGCGCUUGUUGCAAGCUUUAUCAAGCGGCUAUCCAGACUAGCCCUGCAGGCGCCGCCAGCCGGCAUUGUGGUGGUCGUGCCUUGGGCGUACAACAUGCUGAUGAAGCACCCAAGCUGCACGUUCAUGAUCCACCGGGAGAUUCGUGUUCCAGAAGCUCGGAAACAAUUGGAGGAAGAAGGCAUGGAUGACCCAUUCGACAUGAACGAGGUAGAUCCUAUGCAGACAGGCGCGAUCGAGAGCAGCCUCUGGGAGAUUGAGACGCUGCAGUCGCAUUAUCAUCCGAACGUUGGGACGCUGGCGAAGAUCAUCUCUGAGCAGUUUACUAAGCGGUCUUACAACCUGGAAGACUUUCUUGACCAUUCGUACAAUGGUCUGAUUGAGGCCGAACUGGCAAGAGAGCUCAAGAAGGCGCCGGUGGUCGAGUAUGAGAUACCUAAGCGUAUUUUCACUGACGAAGGGGAAGGAGUAGGGCAUUUGGGUGGGUUGAUGGCUAAGGUGCUUGAGGUAAGCAAGCUAGAUAGCGAAUGA
Molecule: messenger RNA, 1677 nt
Organism: Coniosporium apollinis CBS 100218
Lineage: Eukaryota; Fungi; Ascomycota; Dothideomycetes
Exons: 3
Coding region: 1-1677 (558 amino acids)
Biological process (GO): ribosome biogenesis
Cellular component (GO): small-subunit processome; Noc4p-Nop14p complex; nucleolus
Source: RefSeq, a predicted model, not a curated record